CGACGACGUAAUCCCAGGUGUACGUGCGCAAUCCUCACUACUGUUGACUUGGUAUCUUCUCCACGAGGAAUGACCUCGGAGGAGCGAUUCUCACGAUCGCGAAAUGGUUGCCUCCAGUGUCGUAGAAAGCAUUAUAAAUGCGAUGAAAAGCAGCCGACAUGUUCCUUCUGUUCAAAUCGAGGUCUAGGGUGCCAAUAUCCGUCAGGGCUGAAAUGGGUUCGUCAGACGAGGCCGAUAUCGUCACGACAUAGGCCACGAAACAGCACCAUAUCGAGAGAUAGUGGGGAACAACUGUCUCGUAGAUCUCCAUCAGUGCUUUUGACUGAUCUUUUUCGCUCGGAUGAGGAUAAGCUUGCAUGGGAAUAUUAUGUGAGGCUCGUUUCCUCGAACAUUCCAGCCCUCGAUGGCCCGGAUAAUCCAUACCGGCAAUUAUCUUUCACAGCUCUGUCCUCACCUGUUCUACUCGAGACAAUCGUCUGCAUAGCCACGGAACACAUGCUGAACUUUGGCCUAGUCGAUGUAUCAACAGCAGCACGACACCAACAACGAAUGCUACGGACCAUUGGCCAGAAUCUCCAACUCAUCGAGUCGGGAGACACUUGUGAAACCAGAGCCAUUGUAACGACAAACAAUCCCGCUCAUGAGGCCCUCUUCGCCGCUGUCAUUCUCCAGGGUGUCAUAGUCGCUCAAUCCGCCGAUGGCGUCCUAGAACCCCAUGUCCGCUGCGCUGCUUUCCUGAUGGAAGUCCUGAAUCACUUUCGCCAGGUACCACACAAUAUACUCGGACGAAUGACCGUGCAACGAUUCGCCAUGGUCGACGUGAUGCUUGCUAUAUCCCGGCAGCGCCGUCCUUUUUCUCCUAAAGACUUUGUACUGCAUCUGCCCGAUGCCGAGACAUGGGAUCAUACCGAGCCAUCAUUCCACAAAAUGACCGGCUGUCCUCAGCCGUUGAUGUGCUUGCUAGUCCGAAUUUCUCAUCUUGCCUGUGACGUGGAUGAUCGGUUAGAACAUUGUGCAUCGAUAAGUGAUCUUCUCAGUCGAGCGCACACUCUCGAAAAUGAUCUCCGGGCAUGGGGCGAGCAUUAUCCCGCGCAUAGCUCUGAGCAGGGUAUACGUGCACCGUUGGAUAUCCUCACCGAGUGCUUCUAUUGGACUGCGCACCUUCUACUUGCGCGUCGCGUGUUUCAAGACCAUACCCGGUCUCCGCGGGUACAACAUUUGACACGCACAUGUUUUGAUCUGAUGGGUCAGCUCAGUACCGGGGUUGGUCCUGACUCGUCUCUGCCACAGCCAUUUUAUCUUGCGGCGAGAGAAGCGAUUACUUUGGAAGAUCGGGCUUGGGUGCGACAGAAACAUGAGUCUAUGACAAACUAUUACCGAGAGCAGCAGCGGAAUUUGGCGAUGCAGCUGACCCAGCGCAUUUGGGAGAUUGAAGAUCAACAGUUCCGUAAUGGGACGGCAGUGCAAUCGGAUAAACUGAUUAAGAAGCUGGAUCGGGAUUCUUGUUUGUUUAUUUUUUAAGGGCCCUUCUUUACACAGGAUAGGGUUGAAUGUAUACAUCACGCUAGAAUUGCACAGAUACGAUUGGGCUCGGGACCGGUUAACUAACGUGAAAUGUGAAAUGUUUAUGAUGCAGACAGAGUAUGUCCUACUCUGAAAAUAUAUUUUGGUGAUGUUUGCUCGCGUGCAGGUG
Penicillium subrubescens is the source of this 1693-nucleotide messenger RNA. Its product is annotated as Zn(II)2Cys6 transcription factor. Lineage: Eukaryota; Fungi; Ascomycota; Eurotiomycetes; Eurotiales; Aspergillaceae. The record is from RefSeq and is a predicted model, not a curated record. Bases 70 to 1521 code for a protein of 483 amino acids. The transcript has 3 exons. Gene Ontology annotation, biological process: positive regulation of transcription by RNA polymerase II. Gene Ontology annotation, molecular function: transcription cis-regulatory region binding; DNA-binding transcription factor activity, RNA polymerase II-specific; zinc ion binding. Gene Ontology annotation, cellular component: nucleus.